CUGUCUUUCAACAACUUCUUUGCCUCUACACUUCUGCCUCGACUGAUAUCUCUGCCCAAACUCUUUGUCUUUAAAUAUGUCUGCUUGUGUCUGUAUGUGUGGAUGGAUAUGUGCGUGUGUGCAAGUGUAUACCUGUCCUUUUUUCCCCCUAAGGUAAGUCUUUCCGCUCCCGGGAUUGGAAUGACUCCUUACCCUCUCCCUUAAAACCCACUUCCUUUCGUCUUCCCCUCUCCUUCCCUCUUUCCUGAUGAGGCAACAGUUUGUUGCGAAAGCUUGAAUUUUGUGUGUAUGUUUGUGUUUGUUUGUGUGUCUAUCGACCUGCCAGCGCUUUUGUUCGUUAUCAUCAGAUACAAGUACUCCCAGACCAGUGUUUGUGAUGAUUCAUGGUGGUGGCUUCAGAACAGGUUAUGCUCAGUCAUACUCACCUGAUUUCUACGUUGACAGUGGCAUUUUAGUUGUUUCCAUACAGUACCGACUUGGACCUCUAGGAUUUAUGAGUACAGGUGACUUACUGCUACCUGGAAACCUGGGUAUGAAGGAUCAGGUCCUUGCACUCCAGUGGAUACAACAAAAUAUUGCUGCAUUUGGCGGCAAUCCAGAUGAUGUUACCAUUAAUGGCCAAAGUGCUGGAGGAGCCUCCAUACAUUUCCUUGUGCUGUCACCCAUGUCAAAAGGCCUCUUCAAACAAGCUAUAUCACAAAGUGGAUGUGCAAUCAAUCCUUGGGCAUUUAAAAAAAAUAUUGCAGAUCGGACAUUCCGUUAUGUUUCAUAUUUGGGAUAUGAAGCAAAUAACACUUCAGAUCUAAUGAAUUUUCUGAUGAAUGUUGAAGCAGAAGAACUGGUAAAAUACAAGUCUGUGGGUGUCUCUGAAGAGGACCGUGUAACUUUCUUUAUGACUAUAUGGGUACCAACUCUGGAACCAGAACAUGAAGGUGCUUUUCUGGCAGAGGAACCACGGAUAUUAAUGGCAGAGGGACGUUAUAACUAUGUACCUUAUCUGGCAGGCAUAACAAGUUAUGAACUGCUGGCUAGGACACAAGAAGGUGGUGUGUUCGCAUCUGAAGAAGAUGUAAAGAAUUUGAAUGACAACUUUGAUGCUUAUGUUGCUCAUGAGCUCCGACUGUCAAGCAGAGAAGAGCAGUUAAGAGUCUCUGCAGAAAUUCGACAAUUUUAUUAUGGUGACAAUGAAAUUACUUUACAACUUAACGACUCAACUGCCAAGUUGGCAUCAGAUCUUAGUUUUACGGAAGGAGUAGAUACUGUUAUACGUAACAUGAGUAGAAGUUCUCCGGAACCUGUGUACUAUUAUCAGUUCUCAUUCAACGGACCACUCAAUGUAUACCCUGAUUUUCCAGGAGCUUGCCAUGGGGAUGAUACAAGAUAUGCAAAAAACUAUGUUAAUCUUGAACCAGAUUCUGUUGGAUACAAAGUUGGACUGCAAUUGCUUCAUAUGUGGGCCAAUUUUGUGAAAUACGGUGAUCCAACUCCAGUUAUUGAUGAACUACUUACAGAAGACUGGAAUCAGUAUGAAACAAACAACACAAAUUAUUUAGAGUUUGUUUCACCUCUUUAUACUGGGACUGGCCUGAACAAGGAAAGAAUGGAUUUCUGGCACACUGUAAUGCCAUAGAUAAAUUGUUCAAGGAAACAUACAAAAUGAAAAUAAUGAGUAUAAGAAAAAGCUGAAUAUAUGUGAAAUAUCGUUAAUUUUUGUUGUCAUUUUAGUUAUUGGCAAAACUGUGAUGUAUUUAUUAAUAUCAUUCACCCUUCCUCUGCCAUUAUUUUAACAUUAUGUGCAAACAUAGAGAUUUAUUUUCCAUUCUUAUAUAUUCUGUUUAUUUGUUGUCUUCAUGAGUUAAAAUUACUUUAUACCUAACAGAAAUGACUAUUUUCACACUAAAAAUAAGGUAUUGUGAUGGAGAAAUGCACAGUUUUUAAAAUUAUUUAUAUGAAUGAGCUACGUAAUUUCUUGUAAAUAUGUUUCAGCUAUCACAAAUACUCACCAAACAGCACAUGCAUUGAGUCGUCAAGAGGCAAACACAAAAAAAUUGACAAUGGAUUUCUUCCCCAAGCUAGCAUAAUUUUCAUUCUCUUUUGCCCCUCUUGAUGACCCAAUCCUGCCUUCAAGUAUCACAAUUUGAUAUUAAGUAUAAUUUGUUCAUUAUUGCCAACUAACAUCUGACAA
This is a messenger RNA of Schistocerca serialis cubense, 2185 nucleotides long. Its product is annotated as esterase FE4-like. The transcript is spliced from 9 exons. The record is from RefSeq and is a predicted model, not a curated record. NCBI's taxonomy places the organism in Eukaryota, Metazoa, Arthropoda, Insecta, Orthoptera, Acrididae. The coding region runs from base 377 to 1630 and encodes 417 amino acids.